This is a messenger RNA of Arabis nemorensis, 714 nucleotides long. NCBI's taxonomy places the organism in Eukaryota, Viridiplantae, Streptophyta, Magnoliopsida, Brassicales, Brassicaceae. The record is from the annotation of a GenBank genome assembly.
AUGUCUUACAGUGACCCAAACCAAAUCCCAGUUCCAGAAACUUACAUUCCAUCAACCAACCACUCGAUUGAAUCGGAGCAAAAACUCAAACUUUACCAAGCUUUCAUCUUCUCAAUUCCCAUUUGCUUCACGUUCAUCGUUCUCUUCGUCUUCUACGUCAUUUACCUUCGUAGACGCAGCAGUAGUGUUGAUUGGUCUUCUUUAGGAAUGCGUGGUAGCUUCGUUCCUACCAACAACAAUCUCUCAAUGGUUGAGUUAGGGGUGAGCAAAGAAUUGAGGGGGAUGCUUCCCAUUGUUAUCUUCAAAGAGACUUUUUCAAUCAAUGAUUCACUAUGUUCAGUGUGUCUUGGGGACUACCAAGCAGAUGAGAAGCUUCAACAAAUUCCAGCAUGUGGGCACACUUUUCACAUGGACUGUAUUGAUCUUUGGCUCACUUCACAUACCACUUGUCCUCUUUGCCGUCUCUCUCUUAUCCCUAAAGCUUCUCUAGACCGGUCCCAUCAAAGACCCGAGCUUGUCUCUUCCAUAGAGAAUUCUAAUGGAGGAGAAGCUUCGGCUCAACAAGAGUCUGAAUCAACAACUGAAGCAAUAAGUCACAUUGAUGAUGGUGAAGAAGGUGAGGGAGAUAGUAGAGAAGUUAUUAAGGAAACACAAGAGAAUGACCGAACUAAUGUAGGGACAUCGAAUGCUUGUUGCAGUUGUAGAGUUGGUUAA